Chanos chanos (milkfish) is the source of this 3990-nucleotide messenger RNA. RefSeq names its product spalt-like transcription factor 3a (gene sall3a). Bases 1 to 3990 code for a protein of 1329 amino acids. The transcript is spliced from 4 exons. The record is from RefSeq and is a predicted model, not a curated record. Gene Ontology annotation, cellular component: nucleus. Gene Ontology annotation, molecular function: DNA-binding transcription factor activity, RNA polymerase II-specific; RNA polymerase II cis-regulatory region sequence-specific DNA binding. NCBI's taxonomy places the organism in Eukaryota, Metazoa, Chordata, Actinopteri, Gonorynchiformes, Chanidae. Gene Ontology annotation, biological process: regulation of transcription by RNA polymerase II.
AUGUCCCGUCGCAAGCAAGCGAAGCCUCAGCAUCUCAAGUCGGACGAGGAGCCCUCACUCGCGGGAGUAGUUUCCCAAAAUGUCUCAGGUGAAGCCCUGGACGAUGGGGACAGUGGCAACGAGAGCCGUAGUGGCAGUGAGGAGACUCAUGUUUGUGAAAAGUGCUGUGCUGAGUUCUUUAAGUGGUCUGAUUUCUGUGAGCAUCUGAAGAGCUGCACCAAGAACCCUCUUGUGCUCAUUGUAAAUGAGAACGAAGCCACUCCGGAUCCAGAGCAGGAUUACCCAACUGAGCCCUCUCCUGUGCCCAGUUGUGCCAGUGAACCAGCAGAUAGUGAGGACGCAGGGGAGGGUAGCCACACACCAGCAGAGGGUGAUGAAGGAGCUGAGAUGACUUUGGAGAGGGCUGCUGCCCUGGACAAGGAAGAUGAGCCCAUGGAAGUGGAGUUGUCUCCUGACAAACCCAUGGAACCGGAGGACCAAGAUGCCUCACCUGAGCCAGACGCCGCCCUACCUCAGCUUGAUGAUGCUGUUCAACCCUCAGGGCCAGGCUACAGCAUGCCUAAUACCAACGUCACCCUGGAGACUCUGCAAGGCACCCGUGUAGCUGUAGCUCAGUUCUCACAGAGUUUUCGCGGGGCAGUUGCUGGAGGAGUGUCCACCAUGGCCAUUCCCAUGAUUUUGGACCAGCUGAUGGCCCUACAGCAACAACAGAUUCAUCAGCUUCAGCUGAUUGAGCAGAUCCGCAGUCAGGUGGCACUGAUGAACAGGCAGCCUACGACACAGCCCGCUCUCAACCAUCACCCCCAUCACAGCGCCAGCUCCCAGACAGCUUCGUCUUCCUGCGUGCCUGCAGUGCCCAGCCAGCUACAGCUGCAUAGUUUUAUCACACCACCCGUCCACCAGCUGCCUGUCAGGUUACCCGCUACUAAAAACAGCCAAGGCCCCAUCUCAUCCUCAACUAUAGAAGGGCCCCACGCCCAUGUGUCACAGACAGGAGGCCAGAUGCCCAACAGUGGGAUGAGUGGGAACAGCUCCACAAUCAGCUCCUCAUACCCACCAAGUAGCUCCAGUGCAAUUUCCUCUCUGCUGCCACCGUGUUCAGCUCCAAACACAAUCAGCAGCAGCAGCAGCAGCAGUAGCAGCAGCAGCACUGGAACUGUAAGUGGUGUCAGCAGCAGUGUGGCCCUGCCCCGGAACACCACCAGCCCCCCAGCCCUGAGCCACAGCAGCCUGCUGAGCUCCCCCUCUGGUCUGCCGCUGAUAUCUCACAGUUCAUCCAGCAGUGUCAUUUUCCCUAACCCACUAGCAAGUAUCGCAGCAACAGCCAAUGCUCUUGACCCCCUCUCUGCCCUUAUGAAGCAUCGUAAAGGGAAGCCUCCGAAUGUCUCUGUGUUUGACACCAAGCCUAGCUCUGAGGACCCUUUCUUCAAGCAUAAAUGCAGGUUCUGCGCCAAGGUUUUUGGCAGUGACAGUGCCCUCCAAAUCCACCUGCGCUCUCAUACUGGUGAGAGGCCCUUCAAAUGUAACAUCUGUGGCAACCGCUUCUCCACAAAGGGGAACCUGAAGGUACAUUUCCAGAGACACAAAGAGAAGUACCCUCACAUUCAAAUGAACCCUUACCCCGUCCCUGAGUACCUGGACAAUGUGCCUACCAGCUCAGGUAUUCCCUAUGGCAUGUCUCUACCCCCAGAAAAGCCUGUUACCACGUGGCUAGACAGCAAGCCGGUUUUACCCACUGUCCCUACCUCAGUGGGACUGCAGCUUCCCCCAACUUUGCCCAGCAUGAUAGGGGGCUUUGGUGAUUCCCCUAGCCUCACACCCUUAAGCAGAUCACCUCAAAGGCCAUCACCACCAUCAAGUGAGUGUGCAUCUCUCUCACCUAAUCUUCUCAACACUGAGGCCAUCACAGCGCUUACAUCAGAGUCACCACAGCCUAAUAUGGGGAGUGAUGUGCCACCUGUUCUAAAACCAGAGGGGGUCCACCUGCCACCCAACUGCACCUCUAGACCAGGAGAAAGCAGCACCACCUCCACCACUGUAACUCAAAUGCCCAUGACAACCAUGGUAUCCACGACAACCACGACCACUACACAGUCCACAGACACAGUAACCGUUCCUUCCUCCAACUCUCAUUCUGCGCUCCCUCUGAUCUCAGAACAGUUCAAGGCAAAGUUCCCCUUCGGUGGACUCCUGGACUCUAUGCAAACAUCAGAGACCUCAAAGCUGCAGCAGCUGGUGGAGAACAUUGAUAAGAAGAUGACAGACCCCAACCAGUGUGUCAUUUGCCAUCGUGUGCUUAGCUGUCAGAGUGCCCUCAAGAUGCAUUACCGUAUCCACACAGGGGAGAGGCCCUUCAAAUGCAAAAUAUGUGGCCGUGCUUUCACUACUAAGGGCAAUUUGAAAACGCACUUUGGGGUUCAUAGGUCCAAACCCCCUCUUCGGGUGCAGCACUCCUGUCCCAUAUGCCAGAAGAAGUUUACUAAUGCUGUGGUACUGCAACAGCACAUACGCAUGCACAUGGGAGGCCAAAUUCCCAACACACCUCUGCCUGAGGGGUUUCAGGACAUGGAUACAGACCUCUGUUUUGAUGAGAAAAGCUUAGACACCAUGAGCAACUAUGAUGAUGAGCUGAUAGAUGAAAUGGAGCAGGCCAUGGAGGAUGAGGCAGAUUUAAAAGAAGGAGAGAUGGAGGCAUCCAAAACCCUACUUCUGUCUCCCAGCAGUUCUCCUCCAACCUCUGUCAUCUCUAGCAUAGCUGCCCUGGAAAACCAGAUGAAGAUGAUUGAUUCCACAGUGAACAUGACAAGGUCUUUGGGUGUAAAAUCUACUGAAAAUGGAGGUGGAAUCAGUGGAGAAGGUGAAUUGUUCACCAACGAUUCAUCAUCAGCUAUGGGUGAUCUCGAGAACCACAGCAUUGGGAGUCCGGCCCUGUCUGAGUCGUCAGGCUCAAUGCAAGCUCUUUCUCCUGUCCAAAGUCAGGCUGAGAGCCAUCAGUCUAAGUCCCCAGGCCAGGCUAACAACAGCAACACUGCUGUAGAAGAGGGACAGGACUCCAUCACUGUGCCAGCUACAGUGAAGUCAGAGAAAUCAGAGACCCCCUCUCCAGGCUCUGCUCCUGCAGAAAGCACCGGGGCUCUGGACCUCACAGCAGCUCAGCCCUGCAGGCCCUUCAUCAAGGAGGAGAACCAGUUCAGUAUGCUGUUCUUGAGUAGAGAAAGAGGUUUAAACACUCCCAGUAUGGUAACCACAGCACCCAGUAUGAUCAAACUUGAGAUGAAUGGGCACAGCAAGCCAGUUUCUCUGAAUGAAGGCCCCCACUUGUCCAUGGGCAUGCAGGUGCCUCCUGUUGCCCCGCAGACAACAAUGAGCCCCAACCUCGCUCCCAUGCUGGCACCGCCACCACCCCGCCGGACCCCCAAACAGCACAACUGCCACUCAUGUGGGAAAAACUUCUCGUCAGCCAGUGCCCUGCAGAUCCACGAACGCACUCACACUGGAGAAAAACCCUUUGCCUGCUCCAUCUGUGGCAGAGCCUUCACAACUAAGGGCAACCUUAAGGUUCAUAUGGGCACACAUAUGUGGAACAAUGCCCCUGCGAGGAGGGGCCGCCGCCUCUCUGUGGAGAACCCCAUGGCCCUGCUGGGCGGGGAUGCCAUGAAGUUCAGUGAAAUGUUCCAGAAGGACCUGGCGGCACGGGCCAUGAACGUAGACCCGGGUUUCUGGAAUCAGUACGCUGCGGCUAUCACCAACGGCCUGGCCAUGAAGAACAACGAGAUCUCCGUCAUCCAGAAUGGAGGCAUCCCCCCUCUUCCUGUCAGCCUUGGUGGGGGAGGUAUCCCCUCACUUGGGGGCAUGUCUGGGGGAAUGGAAAGGGCACGCACUGGUGGCAGCCCCCCCAUGACAGGGCUGGAGAAGUCAGGUUUAGAGGUGGGGGUGGGACGCCCCUUCUCCAGAUUCAUUGAGGACAACAAAGAGAUUGGGAUCAAUUAA